Molecule: messenger RNA, 3210 nt
Organism: Neofelis nebulosa (Clouded leopard)
Lineage: Eukaryota; Metazoa; Chordata; Mammalia; Carnivora; Felidae
Gene: GLI4
Product: GLI family zinc finger 4
Exons: 4
Coding region: 341-1966 (541 amino acids)
Biological process (GO): regulation of transcription by RNA polymerase II
Cellular component (GO): transcription regulator complex; PcG protein complex
Molecular function (GO): DNA-binding transcription factor activity, RNA polymerase II-specific; RNA polymerase II cis-regulatory region sequence-specific DNA binding
Source: RefSeq, a predicted model, not a curated record
CCUUCACAAGCCCCUGGUCUUCCAGCUUCUCUCCUGCCUGGGGCCAGUGUCCAGAUGCUUGGGCUUGGUCUCCCCUCCCUCCGCCCCGAGCAUCCCUGCAGCUGGGGGCUCCCUGGCUGUGGGUCUUCCCUUCCUGUCUUCAUGCUGUCCGCCCGCCGGGACUCAGGGCCAGCGCGGCAAGCAAAUGCCUGGACGUCCAUCCCUGCUGGGUUGGUUCACAGAAGCUGUUUGCAGCUAUUUGCUUUUCCUAACAAGAAGGAGACUGACGCCUAAAUUUCUUUGGGGGGAUGUAUCAGAACGAGGCUGAAAAAGACUUCGGAGGAACAGCAGGAAGAAUUCCAUGUUAAGUUUGGGGAAAUUUUGUAACAGCCGCUCCUCAGGCCCUAGGGUUUGGGAACAUUUUGGUGGUAGGCAGUUUAGAGGGGCCCUUGAGACAGUCCAAAAAAGGAGAGUCUGUUUUCAGCCAGCUCCCCAGCAACCGGUGGCCGUCCAGAAGGAACACCGCGAGGGAAGAGGUGCCCCUGAGGAUGCUUUGGGUGCAGCUCUUCGGUGGACUAGGGGCUGUUGCCGCCGGGAGGGCUCGGGGACGGCGAGAUCGCUGCGGGGCUGGGGGCGCCCGUCCCGCCCGGGUCAGCCGGGCCCUCUCCGCGCCACGGAGGCGCCGGUCCUCCGGAGCCCAGAGCGUCCCGGAAGUGCACGCGCGAGGCCGGGGCGGGGCGAGGGCGCACUUCCGGCCGGCGCGCGGGCGGCCGCCUCCCGCUCGGAAGGUCCCAGGUGUGCAUACCUUCAGCAGGCCUUGGGGAAGAUGGCGACCCUGGGGGACGGUCAGGAGCCCCCUCGUGUCCCGUCCCCUGUCAAUCUUGCGUCACCAGGGACACCUGGAACCCACCGCCUCGAGGCCCGGCUUCACCUCCACGGUCAUCAACACGACUCCCCCGGCUGCAGCCCUGAGGUGCUCUCCCAGCCACCGCAGGAGGAGGAGGAGCGGUCCCACCUGGAUCUCCGAGAUGUGGAGGAGGUCCGGAUCGGCCGAGAUUCCGAGGCGGAGCCGGCUCCCUCCUCUCCCCACCCCCGCGACCCUGAAGAGGAGGUGCACCAGGACAGGGGGCCCCUGAGGAGCCUUCCCCGUAGACCCAAGUGUGGGGACAGCUUUGGGCAGGAGUCCAGCUCGGAGCGGCCCACGGGCCAGCCGCCGGGGACCGCGCCCUGCCCCCAGAAGAGGGGCACCUGGCGCGUGACGCCGCCGCCGCCGCCGCCGCCGCCGCCGCAGGGAGCCUCCGGGACCGAGGGGGACCCCGAGCGGGCCGCCGAGCCGGAGGGCGGCUUCGGCAGGGGCCCGGGCCCCGGGGUCCGGCAGGGCGGCCCGCGGGCCGGGAAGCCGCACAGGUGCGAGGCCUGCGGCAAGAGCUUCAAGUACAAGUCGCUGCUGCUCAAGCACCAACGCAUCCACACGGGCGAGAAGCCGUACGCCUGCCACGAGUGCGGCAAGCGCUUCCGCGGCUGGUCGGGCUUCAUCCAGCACCACCGCAUCCACACGGGCGAGAAGCCGUACGAGUGCGGCCAGUGCGGCCGCGCCUUCAGCCACAGCUCGCACUUCACGCAGCACCUGCGCGUCCACAACGGUGAGAAGCCCUACGAGUGCGGCGAGUGCGGCCAGGCCUUCAGCCAGAGCUCCAACCUGGUGCGGCACCAGCGGCUGCACACGGGCGAGAAGCCGUACGCCUGCAGCCAGUGCGGCAAGGCCUUCAUCUGGAGCUCCGUGCUCAUCGAGCACCAGCGCAUCCACACGGGCGAGAAGCCGUACGAGUGCCCCGACUGCGGCAAGGCCUUCCGCGGCCGCUCGCACUUCUUUCGGCACCUGCGGACCCACACGGGCGAGAAGCCCUUUGCCUGCGGCGCCUGCGGCAAGGCCUUCGGCCAGAGCUCGCAGCUCAUCCAGCACCAGCGGGUGCACUACCGGGAGUAGCGCGCGGCGGGCGGCCUGCGGCCCCGGGCGGGGGUGGGGGGCGGCGGGGCGGCCCCCGAUGGAGGGGGAGGCUCCGGAGAGAGGGCCCCCGCCUCCUGCCCCCGUCCUGCUCGGCGCCGGCAGCCCCGCGGGCCGAGUGGCCCGAAUAAAUUCUUUUUGAUUGACGGAAGUAGGAGUCGCCCCUGCCUGUCCCUGGAGAGGAGUGUCCCGCGUCUGGUCUCCUGGGACCUCCCGGCGGUCCUAACUGACCUGGGCCUGGAGGCCUCAUGACCGACCUGGAGCCACAGCCGGGUGUUUCCAGACGCAGAGAGCCAAGGCGGGGCGGGCGAGGUCGGGGCUCACCCUGCCUCUGCCCCAGGCGGGGUGCCUCCUGUCGGUUCCCGCAGCCGCAGCCACGCGCCAAGUGCUCCAGACACCAGAAGGUGGGGCCCGGACCGUGCGCCUCCAGAGAGGCCUAGGCCUCUGCAGCGGCAGCCGGGCCUUGGCUUCGGACUUCCAGUAGGCACAGAGCUCAGCCGGGUGGGGAAGCAGGCACCUGCCCCCUCCUGACCACUUGCGACCCCGCUCCGUCCCCACACCGAGGGGCUGCCCGGCCCUUCCCCCAGCUCAACUCCGAGCCUCACCUCCCCAGUUCCAAGCCUUUCGGCCGGGACCCUGUCCUGAGGGCCCUGCGGUUGGGCUGCCUCGCCUCUCUCGGCCCCACUCCCAGGGCCCCGUGGCCACCAAGCACUUUGGACUCUCGCCAUGCGCCCCCGCUCCAGGUGAGGGCAGCUCUAGGGGAGAGGAGUAGAUGUCAGUCUCAGGACAUCAGCUGAGGCAUCUCUGCUGGUGGCGCUGUGGCCUGAGAGAGGAGGGACGGCGACCUUCUUCGCACUCUUUGCCCUCCCUAAUACCACAAGGGUUUGCGGGGCCUCUGCCCUCCAGCAACCAGGCCGCAGAGCCUGCACGCACAGACCCCAGGGCGUCCCGGGGAGCAGUGGCAUCAGGCCGAGCGCUGGAAGGGUCAUCCUAUAGCCUCUACGUGGAGAGUGCACUUGGACACCAGCACCAGGACCCGACCCGGCAGGCAGCCCCCAAGAGCAGAGCCUGGUGGUCCUCCACACCACCCUAGACUAUCCCACAGACGCCUGUGCCCUGCACACCUGUCUAGAAGGACUGGAUGGGGCAGCGCCUGCAUGAGUCAAACCGGACCUUUUUGUUCUAGUCAGUCUUUCAACUGAUUAAAUGAGGCCCACCCACACUGA